Molecule: messenger RNA, 3224 nt
Organism: Megalobrama amblycephala (Wuchang bream)
Lineage: Eukaryota; Metazoa; Chordata; Actinopteri; Cypriniformes; Xenocyprididae
Gene: edaradd
Product: EDAR-associated death domain
Exons: 7
Coding region: 659-1291 (210 amino acids)
Biological process (GO): signal transduction
Molecular function (GO): protein binding
Source: RefSeq, a predicted model, not a curated record
ACACAAAUUAACAUAACUUAAAUAUUUUUGAAAGUGUAUAUGUUUGAGAACUCAGGGAAAAUAUUACUUUAUUGUUUGUCCACACAAUUAUUCAAACGUUUUAAUAAUUUUCAUUAACAAGGUGUAAUGUUUCCAUUUGGCAGAUACUUUUAUAGCCUACAAAGCAUAAACAAUGCCUAUUCAAUAUUUGUGUUCCCUCGGAAUCAUUCAACCUUAGCUAUAGUAGCCUACAGAGGCAGAGGUGAGAAAAUAUGGCGUUAUCUAUGGCGUAAAUGGUCGCGCAUCUACGCAAUUUCCUUGAGUGGGAGAGAGAGAUUCUUGAACGCUCCGUUCUGGUCUCACACAGCUCGCGUCACACAAGUAACGUUAUAUGUCUGACAUGCUGUGCUAGAAAAGUUGAUUCAGGUAGUUUAAAGGUUGUUGUGUAGAUUAUAUCUGCCAGGACAGCACGCGCAGAGACGACCUCACAGGUGAAGUAAACACCGGCGCCGUACACAGCAUUUUCAUCCAGCAGUCGUAUAAAGGUCAUCAGCGAACUUCUCCUAUGUUUGGAACAAUCGUAGUGAACAUGACGAGCUUGAAGGCGUUUACUUUUGUGCAUCCCGAGCAUGCAGCUACACGCUCUCUGCAUUCCCUGGCUGAGCAGAAACACUCAUGAAUGGAUGCUGGCUGCACAGGGAGAGUGGCUUCUGAACCGGUGGAGGACACUGAUCCCAGCAGCUUCAUUACAGAUAUGUCUCUAAGGUCAAAUUACCCUGUUCAGGUCACUACUGAUCCACAAGGUAUCAGAGAUCCUGUAACCCUACAGCUCAGUUCUGUUCCCCCUGGUUAUCUGUCAUCAGCGGUGGACAGAAUACGACAGCCUGUGGAAAAUGACUCUACUGAAUUUAUUCCAUCUGCUUCCAUUUCAUCAGACUUUAGUAAAGAACGCAAGUCCUGUAAGGAGUGUUUGUGUUCUGCCCCUCCACCCAAAAUCAGUGACCUGAUGAACGACGAAGACCUUCUGUACACCCUAAGGCUGAAGCUGGACCCAACUCACUGCACUGUCAAAAACUGGAAGAACUUUGCAAGCCGCUGGGGGAUGAGCUACGACGAGCUCACGCUUCUAGAGCAGCGCACACACGGCGCCACCUACCAAAGUCCCACUCAAGAGUUCCUCCUGCGCUACAACCAGAAACCUGUCACGGAGCUCACCGAACUUUGCCAGCUUUACCAGCGCAUCGAUGUGCUGCGAUUGCUCCAGAGGUGGAUGGAGAACGACUGGCCCUCACGCUGGCAGAAGGCCCAUUAGCUGGGACUUGGCAAUAACUGGAUCUUAAUGAAUGAAAUGUGUUCGUAGAAUCUGAAAUUCAUGACUGCAGGGACGGACAGCUGGUCAGAACACACACUAGUGAACAGUGGUGGUACAAAGACAGUGUUUACAAGGUUGUACACUGGACUUAGUUUAUUUUGAACUUUUGGCUGAUGUCAUCACUCCAAGUGUCACAGAUUGGGUCACAUCUUUGAAAUGCAGAUAUUAGCUAUGUGAUUUGAAGGGUGAUCAACAAAAAUAAGCAGUGGCGCCCCAGCACUUCAGGAGGAAAUGGCAAGAACACUCAGGUGUGACUACACAUUUAGAUUCUGUCUGGAAAUUCUGCGUCAUUCCAGUGAUACACUGUUUAAUUUAUUUUUAAUACAAACAGCCAUCUACUGGUGCUGUGCCACUUGUUGGUGGUUUUAUGAAGUGUCCUUAAAUUAGUAACAUUUAUGAUGUUGAGUCAUUGUGCUCGGUAUUCAAAUGAGUUUUGAGACAGUUUCUCACCUUGAGUCUUGCCUGCACUAGUAAUGGUCUAUGAAUCAUUCACAAAGGAGUGGCUGGUCAGGACACACGAACUGAAUCUCCUUCAUUUCAGCUGUAGUUCAGCUUCCUAUAUUUUCUCAUUGCAGCAAAUCCUGCAAUAAGGCAUUGACAGUAUAUCCCAGGAAAAAUGAGGUUAGAGGUAGUUCAUGAUUUAGAUUAAUGCCUAUAGAUUACGGCUGUUUUGCUGUUGAUUCAAGUCCAUAAAAAUUAGAACAACAUAAAAGACAAGAGAAUUGAUGAGGUAUUGGCAUUGUUUUAAUUAAAUUUAGUCCUAGCUACAAGUAUAUGGUACAGGAUGGUGUGCUUUGUUGGCCUUCUUUUAUGCAACCAUGAAUUUGUCUAUAAACCAUUUGUUGAAUUGAAUGCAAGAUGUAAGAAUAGUGAAAUUCGUUCCGCUCGUGUUUUAUGAAUGAGACUCGUUUUGUGGGGAGGGUUUGUGAAGUAGUCAGUUAAAGAUUCAAAAUUUAAAUUUGAGUAUCAUAUAAAACAUUGUGAUAUAUAUUUAAAUUCCCAUUGCACUGUUUACUGAGCUCUUGAAUUUAAUAUCAUGUUUGUUAUGAAUGGCACUUAAAAAUGACUUCUUUUUUUUUCCCCUAUUAUUUUGAGUCUUUAAGAAAGAUUUAUCAAUUCUCUGAGAAAGGAGCAGAAAAAUAGCAGUAUAAUACUGCAGAGUACCAUGGAUCUGGAAGUUGAUUGGACUUAGUUCACCCAAAAAUGGAAUUUCUGUCAGCCUGCACUGUCUAUACGACGUAAAUACCAUAGGAGAAUGACAGGGUAGAGAAGAAAUUGUUGAUUAAGGUUAUUAUUUUUUUGUUUUUGCGCACAAAAAGUAUUCUCUUCAUAACAUUAAGGUUGAACCACUGUAGUUGCAUGGACUAUUUCAACAAUGUCUUUACUACUUCUCUGGACCUUGAAUGUGGUAAUUAUGUUGCUUUCUAUGGGGGAUAAAAAUUUUUUAUCUGAUUUUAUCAAAAAAAAAAAAAAAAAAAUCUUAAUUUGUGUUCCGAAGAUGAACGAAAGUUUUACGGGUGUGGAAAGAUAUGAGGGUGAGUAAUUAAUGACAGAAAUUUCAUUUUUGGGUGAACUAACCCUUUAAAUCUUAAUUCAAUCUGAGCUGUUUUAAAUUCAGUUAAAUUAUCAAAAGUAUUUGAUGGUUUCAAAAAUGCAGGUUGUGGCGGUUUCAGAAUUUGUGGUCAAAUGUCAAUUACAAUGCAGAUAGUAGGGUUGGUUUUGACAACGUUACCUCUUCUAAACAAGAUUCUUUUUGUCUUCUAUAAAAAGUGGUUGGUUUUGUGCUUGUAAUUUCCUGAAUUUUAAAGCCACAUCUGUUUGUGUGCAUCAUCAGAGGUUCUCUGUAUAAAAUAAAACUUUUAUGUGCACAGUA